Cercospora beticola is the source of this 438-nucleotide messenger RNA. RefSeq lists its product as uncharacterized. The record is from RefSeq and is a predicted model, not a curated record. Lineage: Eukaryota; Fungi; Ascomycota; Dothideomycetes; Mycosphaerellales; Mycosphaerellaceae.
AUGCCACUCGAGCAACGCAGUGUGUACGAUUUUCUCCUCCAGAGACGCGCAGCCGCGGCAAUGCGCUGGGGAGCAUUCGGAUCUGAUGGCGAUGGCCUGGGCGGCCUAGGAGAAUGGAUCGCAACUGGCAGGACCCCAUUCGAAGGCACUUCCGCCGAUCUUACACCGAACCACAAACGCGCUGCUGCUGCAAUGCGCUGGGGAGCAUUUGGAUCUGAUGGCGACGGGCUUGGUGGCUUAGGAGAAUGGAUCGCAACUGGCAAGACUCCCUUCGAAGGCACUUCGGCCGACUUGACGCCGAAUCAGAAACGUGCGGCUGAUGCCUGGUUCGCGGGCUUGCUUGGAAAUAAAGGCGACGGCCUCGGCGGAUAUGGAGAGUGGAUUGCUACUGGCAAGACCCCAAUCACAGGCACCAAGCGCUCAGUCUACUACCUUUGA